GGAGAGAAGGUGAUCAAUCCUCCAUCCGUCUCCAUUAGAAAUCACCUUAACAGUCUGACAGACAACGACAAGCCCCCUGAAAGCAAAUGAGUUUGAUUUGUUUGGCCGUAAAAACGCCUGGAACUGCAGCGAGGACGCGGUUUACGCCCGUGUGCUGCUGACCUGUUUGCAAGUUCCUCCGUGAUGUUGCUCGAUUCGCGCGCGGUUGUUUGUUUUUGAGAAAGUUCCUGCUCGACUUUUGUGCCUGCAGACUCCUUACUACUGGAUAAUUUUACUCGCCUCUUGUGGUCCGAGGGCUCUGGAGAAGGUUUGGAGGAGAAAAAGCUAAGCUAAACAAAAACAAGUGACUUGGAUCGGUCCCCUGUCCCGUCAAGCUGCAGCAUCGGGGGAAACCGAACCACUGGCCUGAGCUGGGUGGAGCAGUGACCGCCUGUAGCAUGAUGUCCUACCUCAAACAGCCCCCCUAUGGCGUCAAUGGCCUGGGGCUCAGCGGCGCUGCUAUGGACCUGCUGCACCCCUCGGUGGGCUACCCAGCGACUCCCAGGAAGCAACGGCGGGAGCGGACUACCUUCACCCGCUCGCAGCUCGACGUCCUGGAGGCUCUUUUCGCCAAAACCCGGUACCCGGACAUCUUCAUGCGAGAGGAGGUGGCUUUAAAAAUCAACCUGCCUGAGUCCAGAGUCCAGGUGUGGUUCAAAAACAGGAGAGCCAAGUGUCGCCAGCAGCAGCAGAGCGGCAGCAGUGCCAAAGCCAGGCCGCCCAAGAAGAAGUCUUCUCCGGCCCGGGAGAGCACUGGAUCGGAGAGCAGUGGCCAGUUUACGCCUCCUGCCGUCUCCAGCACGGGCUCUUCUUCAUCUUCAUCUUCAUCCACAAAUCACACAGGCCCUGCAGCGCUUAGCAGCACCUCUACCUCCAUCAGUACCGUCUCCUCCAUAUGGAGCCCAGCUAUCUCCCCCGGAAAUGCCCCUGCUCCUGCUGUGGCCCCACUCCCUGAGCCUGGACCCCCAUCUAAUGCCUCUUGUAUGCAGCGUUCAAUGUCAGGCUCGGCUGCCGCUGCCACCUCCUACCCUAUGUCCUAUAACCAGACGCCAGGCUAUGGCCAAGGUUACCCCACCCCAUCCAGCUCCUACUUCAGUGGUGUGGACUGCGGCUCCUAUCUAGCCCCGAUGCACUCCCACCACCACCCCCAUCAGCUCAGCCCCAUGACAGCCUCCUCUAUGUCAGGCCACCCGCAUCACCACAUCAGCCAGUCGUCAGGGCACCACCAUCACCACCACCACCAGGCCUAUGGUGGCACCGGCCUGGCCUUCAACUCUUCUGACUGCCUGGAUUACAAAGAGCAGACUGCAGCUUCCUCAUGGAAGCUCAACUUUAACACCACAGACUGCUUGGACUACAAAGACCAGGCCUCCUGGAGGUUCCAAGUCUUGUGAUCAGCCUUUUUUUUUAUAUAGCCCCUUCCCUGCUCGCCUGCUCCCUCUUUUUAUUUGCCAGAUUAGCUUGUUGCUUGUUUUUUAAGACAAAAGAGUUUAUGAACCAUAACGUAACACGAUAGCAGCAGGAAUGCACAGAAAUCGGACUGUUUUUUGCCUCCCUUUCGUCCUCUUCGGCUUAAACAGAGAAAGAAAAAAACCCUUCAAGUCCCGUAAAGCAUCAGGAACAGUUUCCUGAUGACGAAGAGAGGGUUUUUUAAUCUUGGAAGAGCUUAACAAAACUGUUUUUAAAAAAUGACAAAAAAAAAGUCAUUUCAACCAAACUCCUUUGACCACCAGCUGUCUGGAUGGGAGGAAUAUUUUCCCUCUGAUGCACCGACAGGAACUGCCUGCAGUGCCCUUUUACCUCCAACCCAAUCAAAUCCUGUACAGUUUUUAUUUCUGAAAUUUGUUAUUUUAGGAUGACAGAGAUUUUUAGUCAGCUGCACUGAGGAGCUGAAAUAUGUAAAUAUGUAUUUGGGUCAGUUACAGUGACCAUGUUUAGUUGGUGUUUUUUCUGAAUUUGAAAAUUGUUUAUUACCACUUUGGGAGAAAAAAAAAAUAGAAAAAAAAGAAACUGUAUGUAACUCUUUUCCAAAAUUCCAAAGAGAACAAAUUGGCCAUAAAGUUCAGCUUUUAUACAUUGUUUUACUCAGAAAAUAAAAAAAUGGGCAAUUUGAGAUGUCUUUUUGGGA
Molecule: messenger RNA, 2167 nt
Organism: Melanotaenia boesemani (Boeseman's rainbowfish)
Lineage: Eukaryota; Metazoa; Chordata; Actinopteri; Atheriniformes; Melanotaeniidae
Gene: otx1
Product: orthodenticle homeobox 1
Exons: 4
Coding region: 438-1433 (331 amino acids)
Biological process (GO): regulation of transcription by RNA polymerase II; multicellular organism development
Cellular component (GO): nucleus
Molecular function (GO): RNA polymerase II cis-regulatory region sequence-specific DNA binding; DNA-binding transcription factor activity, RNA polymerase II-specific
Source: RefSeq, a predicted model, not a curated record